CUGGUACCUUACCCCUGAACCAAUUGAAGUAAGCCCUCGAUAACUCGAUACGGCAUGUUAGCCCUACACUCAGUAUGCGGUUAUGCGGAGUUUACUCAAUGGGGUGGCCUUAUCACACAACGCCUCAGUAACGAAUGUCAUAUCAAAUCUAGAAUUUUUGAACUAUUUCACCAACAUGCGCUGGUUUGCUUAAUUAUCUUCUCUGUCAAUUAUUUUUGCUUAUUAUUUUAUUUACCAGCCCUGCCUCUCGAUGAGCCGCAUAUCUCACGCUGAGAUAACACGGUAUUUAGGACCGUUUACACCGGCUAGCUAGCCAUUAUGGAUUGGCUUCAUCUUCCGCGCCUUGGUCGUGAUUCGACCUGGUUUUAUUCGUCAACUAUAAUCGUCGGUUUGGCCGCAACUAUUAAGCUACGCCAAGGGAUAGUAGAUUACACCCAGACGGAGACUUACUGCUACCAAUUGGUGCGCACAAACUCAUUAGUAGAGCCGUACGUGAACUGCUUCUCGGUAUCGCCCACCGGAAAGUUCUCCAAGGUCUUCCAAGCUGGGGACGACACAGAGUAUGCUAAGAAUGCGAACCCUGGCUUUGCUAUGCCUGGCCUGUGGGAUGGACAUGGACACUUGCAACAGUACGGCGAGUUCCUAAACUCGGUGGACCUAUUCGGAUCAACUUCCAUGGACGAUGUUCGAUCUCGUGUGUUAAGCUAUGUCGAUGAGAACCCUAAGGCCGGGUCGGAAGAGGAGUGGCUGAGAGGGGUUGGAUGGGAUCAGAUGGCACUUGGGAAGAUGCCGACUGCUGAUGACCUAGCAGUGGACAAGAAACUCGAGGACCUAUACAUUAUGCUCGAUAGAGUAGAUGUCCAUUGUAUCUGGGUCUCACAAGCGGUCUUAGACUUACUCCCGGAGUCCAUACCUGAUGUUCCUGGUGGUGAAAUCGUCAGAGAUCCGGGCAUGGGUGUCUUUUGUGACAAUGCGAUGGAUAUGGUAAUGGCUCUAUGGCCUAAGCCGAACGAAGAGAAGAAACGACAAUUUGUGAAGAGUGCUAUGGGAAAACUGAAUGAAGUAGGACUUGUGGGUAUUCACGAUGCUGGAGUUACGCCAGGCAAUCUGAAUCUAUACCAAAAAUUAGUGGGGGAAGAUGACUGGACGGUGCGGGUUUAUGCCAUGGUCGAAUGCAGCGAACGUAACACAUUUUGCCCCAGUGAGGUUGAGCGAUACACGAGCCCGGAUGGCUUCUUGAGUAUUCAGAGCGUGAAGCUUUUUGCCGAUGGUGCCCUCGGAAGUUGGGGUAGUGCCUUGAUUGACCCCUAUACCGAUCGCCCGGAAACGUCAGGAUCUCUACUUGUCAACGCCUCCGAAUUAGUAUACGACACAAUCGCAUGGGCUAGGGAAGGUUUCCAAGUCAACAUCCACGCAAUUGGCGAUCUAGCCAACCGAAACGCCGUCGACGCCAUUAUCGUCGCCCUCAGACUUCUCUGUCCCGACGAGUCUCUCUCACUCUGCCAGUCUUAUCAUCGCUUCCGCAUCGAACAUUCCCAGAUCAUUCACCCAGAUGACCAGGCUCGAAUCCACGCAGUUGGCAUCAUCCCCUCUAUCCAACCCACACAUGCUACGAGCGACAUGACAUAUGCAGAGACGAGAUUAGGCAAGGAACGCACCAUAAGCGAGGCGUACCGAAUGCGCUCCCUACUCGACGUUAACCCCGUCCUAGGUAGCGAUUUCCCUGUAGAGCCGCCCAAUCCGUUCCAAGGUAUCUACGCAGCUGUCACGAGACGCAGUCCGCAUACGGGUCGAGGUACGGAUGAUUCGCCCGAUGGGUGGUACACAGCUGAGGCUCUCGACCUAGACCAGGCGAUCAGGGGGUUCACUGAGGGACCUUCGUAUGGAGGUUUCUCGAAGGGGAGGACUGGAGUCAUCAAGCCGGGUGCUUACGCAGAUUGGGUAGUCCUGGACAAGCCCUUGGAGAAGAUAGAUAUCGAGGACCUACGCUCCUUGAGGGUUAAAGAGACGUGGGUUGGCGGCAAGAAGGUGUAUUCUCGGGAGUGAUGUAAUUGAUAAGAGAUACAUAGAGGAAUACAGCUGCAGGAUACUUGUUGACUUGACUUUGUUUAUUUUAAAAUCUUCUAAUUCUAAGCGUAUUUGUGAG
Annulohypoxylon truncatum is the source of this 2146-nucleotide messenger RNA. RefSeq names its product amidohydrolase family-domain-containing protein. The record is from RefSeq and is a predicted model, not a curated record. The coding region runs from base 319 to 2046 and encodes 575 amino acids. The transcript has 4 exons. Gene Ontology annotation, molecular function: hydrolase activity, acting on carbon-nitrogen (but not peptide) bonds. Lineage: Eukaryota; Fungi; Ascomycota; Sordariomycetes; Xylariales; Hypoxylaceae.